This is a messenger RNA of Prunus armeniaca (apricot), 219 nucleotides long. NCBI's taxonomy places the organism in Eukaryota, Viridiplantae, Streptophyta, Magnoliopsida, Rosales, Rosaceae. The record is from the annotation of a GenBank genome assembly.
GCCAUCCGGAAUGUUUUCGAACCGAAAGGAAGGAAGGCCAUCAGGAGAGUUGGGCCCUCUGGAUUUAAGAAGGCGUUUUUGGUUGAACUCUGUGUUCACAAAGGUUAUGUGGAAGCCUUUGUAGUGGAGGAGCUUGGCUACUUUGAGCAUUGGGUUUAUGUGACCUUGUGCUGGGAAUGGUAUGCAAACUGCAUGAGGCUUCUCUGUCAAACCAAUUGA